GCGGACGGGAGGCAGGGCGGCGGGGGAAGGAGGCCUGCUUGUACGCCUUCAGAGCUCCGGAGGCCUUUCUUCCAUGGCACCAGUGGCCUAGAACACUGAAGAAGAAGUAGGAGGAGGCUCAUCUCCACGUGCCUUCACCUUCCCUUCCCGGUCGCUGCUCCAAGGCGGGAGGCUCGUCACGAUGCGGUUCAAGACGUCCAUGCUGAACAAACCCAAACACACAGACCUGGUGUCUUGUUUGGGUUGGGUGUCACCGGAUGAAGUGUACUCCUGCGGUGAUGACCAACAGCUCCUCCAGUGGAACUUAGUGUCCAACGAGACCACGAAGGUAGUCCAAUUCCCCUCCAGCAUGUACCCCAUCGACCUGCAGUGGCUCCCCAAGACAGCCAUCCAGAAGACUAAAGUUGGGGCGGAGGUGUUCUUACUAACUGCUUGUGAUGGGAAGUACUACAUUGUGGGUCGAAGUGGCCGCAUCGAGAAGACUGUGGAGGCUCACCGCGGGGCUGUGUUGACGGGACAGUGGAGUCAUGAUGGGGCAGGACUCGUCACUGCUGGUGAGGACGGCUUGGUGAAGAUUUGGUCCCGCAGUGGCAUGCUACGCUCCACCCUGGCGCAGGUCUCGGUUCCGGUGUACGGGGCGGCGUGGGCACCAGACUCUGAUGGGGUGCUGUACACGAUGGGCACCAGCCUCAUCAUCAAGCCCCUCGCACCGAACUCCAAGCCCAUACAGUGGAAGGCUCACGACGGGGUGAUCCUGAAGGUGGCCUGGAACCCCAACACUGGCCUUAUCCUGUCUGGGGGCGAGGACACCAGAUACCGCGUGUGGGACAACUUUGGCCGCCAGCUGUACACCUCUGCCCCCCACCACCACCCCAUCACCUCCCUGGCCUGGUCCCCUGAUGGCCAACUGUUUGCUGUGGGUUCCUUCAACACCCUCAGGCUGUGUGACAAGGCUGGCUGGUGCCACGCCCUGGAGAAGCCCAACACCGGGAGCAUCUUUAACAUCGCCUGGUCCAGUGAUGGCACACAGUUCGCCGGGGCCUGCGGGAAUGGCCACGUCAUCUUCUCCCACAUCAUCGAGAAGCACCUGGAGUGGAAGAGCUACGAGGCCACCGUCACCAGCCGCAAGAGCAUCGCGCUGAGGGACGUGACCAACGAGGCGUGGGAAAAGCUGGAGAUGAGGGAUCGCAUCAUCAAUGUGUCCCUGUCUUACGGCUACAUGGUGAUCAUCACCUCCUCCCAGGGCUACAUCUACUCCACACGCAACUGGAACACGCCCUUCAUCUUUGACCUCAAGGAGUCCAACGUCAGCCUCAUCGUGCAGGCAGAGCGGCACUUCCUGUUGGUGGAUGGUGCCAACUUGUACGUCUACUCCUACGACGGCCGGGUGCUGUGUGCGCCACGCUGGCCUGGCAUGCGUACAGACGUGCUGAACAGUCGCACAGUCUCCCUCUCCAAUGACACCCUGGCCAUCCGCGACAAGAGUGACGAGAAGGUGGUGCACUUGUUCGACGCCACCACCGGCAAGGGGCUGAACGAUGGCAAGCCAUGGUCGCACAAGCUGGAGAUUGUGGAGAUAGCCCUGGACAAGGUUGGGUUGGCCCACGAGCGUCGCAUGGCCAUCGUGGACCGCAACCGUGACCUGCUGCUUGUGACCCUGCAGCGCGUGGGCAGCAUGAGCCGUGCAGUGAAGCUGGGUGGCAUGGUGCAAUCGCUGUGCUGGAACGAUGGUGCCAACAUGCUGGCCGCCCUACAGGACUCCAGGUUCACGGUGUGGUUCUACCCAGCGGUGGUGUUUGUGGACCGGGACAUGCUGCCAGCGACUGCCCUUGAGCGCGAUGCCUCAGAGUACGGUAAGAACGCAGCGGUGGACAGCUUCCUGGACUCAGUGGUGACGGUGCGGCGGGCAGACGGCAGCCUCGUGACCACCAGUGUGACGCCCUACCCCGCGCUGCUUCACAGCUAUGUCACCACCAAGCACUGGGACGAUGCUGUGCGCCUGGCCAGGUUUGUUAAGGAUGACAUCGUGUGGGCGUGUCUGGCAGCCAUGGCCACCGCCAACAAGGAACUCAACACGGCAGAGGUGGCAUAUGCGGCGAUAAAUGAGGCUGAUAAGGUCCAGUACAUCCACUACAUCAAGGAAAUCCCCAUCAAGGAGGUGCGUUCAGCUGAGAUGGCCCUGCUGGGAGGCCACAUAGGGGAUGCUGAGGCCACCCUUGUCCAGGCUGGCCUCCACUUCAGGGCCAUCAUGCUGAACCUGAUGACGUACAACUUUGAGCGUGCGCUGCAGCUGGCCAUCAGGCAGAAGACACACGUCGACACAGUGGUGGCCUACAGGAAGAGGUACCUGGCACGCUUCAACAAGACGGAGACGAGCAAGAUAUUCGAGCAGUAUGGGAAGCAGGUGACCAUUGACUGGAAGACCAUUAAUGAGAAGAUUGAGAUGGAGUACCAGAAGGAGAGAGAGAAGCCAUCUGGGUCUACAUAAGUCCACCCUCACUGGGACCUGAACCCCGGCAGCACGCCUCUCUCAGAGCUCAGUGCUUGUGUUGCUGUCAUAUAUAUUGCUGUAUACUUCUAUAUACACACCUAGAUGUUAAAGUAGGCAAUUAUGAGCUUCUAAUUUCUUUGCUGGCAAAGUAAUGGACUAUUUUUCUACAUCAAGAACAUUCCAAAAUUGAGGGGAAGCAAUAAAUAAUAUAUAUAUAUAUUUAAUUUUACCCAAAUUAAAUCAAAGUUGGAAAAUUGCCAAGUACUUUUUAUAGAGAAGCAUAUUUUGUUUUCACAUAGAUCUUUACUGUUUGCGUCCAGUAUUCUGUGAUAAUAUGACAAGAUUGGUGUAUAUGUGUGUUUGUGUGUGUGUGUGUGUGUGUGUGUGUGUGUGUGUAAUUCACCAUGGCCUGAUCACGAGUUGGACUCGCUUUUGCUAGCAGGUACCCUCACAACGUCAGCAAGUGCUCAUUAUUGUCGAUCUCUGAGUACUGUACUGUGUGUGUGUGUGUGUGUGUGUGUAUUUUACAACUCACUAUGGUCUGGCCAUGUGAUAGACUCAUGACUGCCAGCCAGUACCCUCCUCAACUGAGAUUAGAGUUCAGCAGUGACAGAUCUCUGGGUACGGAUGAAACCUCACCCACGCACACCCAGGAGGCAGGACACAACCUCCACCUGAUACGCGGCACCCAUUCACUGCUGGGUGGACAAGGGACACAGAUUAAAAGACUUUCCAUCCAUUGCCACUCUGCCUGGGAAUCAAACCCAUUACCUUUCAGUUGUGAGGUGAGUGCAUUAACCACUGCAUUGUGUGUGUGUGUGUGUGUGUGUGUGUGUGUGUGUGUGUGUGUGUGUGUGUGUGUGUGUGUGUGUGUUUUCUCUCUAACUAUACAUGAUAUAUUUUGUGCACUACAUAGACAUAAGCCUUUGUCCGUAACUUGUGGUAAAAAACCGCAGGUCUCAUCCAACGAAUACAAAUAUAUCUAGUCAUAAGCACAGUACCAGGAGUGUUAUUCAUAAACUAGUCCUGAAGAAAGUAGUCAAUAGGUUCUUAAAUUCUGUAUAGUUUAAGUAUUAUUAUGCACUGCCAUUGGCCUAUAUACAAAUUGACUUCAUUCCUCACUGUAAGGAAGCCAAACAAGUGAAUGAAUAAAAUUGUUAAAUGAA
This is a messenger RNA of Eriocheir sinensis (Chinese mitten crab), 3657 nucleotides long. RefSeq names its product intraflagellar transport protein 80 homolog (gene Oseg5). Gene Ontology annotation, cellular component: intraciliary transport particle B; cilium; centrosome. Gene Ontology annotation, biological process: cilium assembly. Bases 182 to 2488 code for a protein of 768 amino acids. NCBI's taxonomy places the organism in Eukaryota, Metazoa, Arthropoda, Malacostraca, Decapoda, Varunidae. Gene Ontology annotation, molecular function: protein binding. The transcript is spliced from 7 exons. The record is from RefSeq and is a predicted model, not a curated record.